Molecule: messenger RNA, 7704 nt
Organism: Phyllostomus discolor (pale spear-nosed bat)
Lineage: Eukaryota; Metazoa; Chordata; Mammalia; Chiroptera; Phyllostomidae
Gene: NTRK2
Product: neurotrophic receptor tyrosine kinase 2
Exons: 15
Coding region: 858-2357 (499 amino acids)
Biological process (GO): trans-synaptic signaling by neuropeptide, modulating synaptic transmission; regulation of phosphatidylinositol 3-kinase/protein kinase B signal transduction; synapse organization
Cellular component (GO): neuronal cell body; axon; signaling receptor complex
Molecular function (GO): ATP binding; axon guidance receptor activity; brain-derived neurotrophic factor receptor activity
Source: RefSeq, a predicted model, not a curated record
CAUUUUCCUAGUUGCUUCUAAAUGACUGCGGAAAAACAGCUUCUCCAAGCCGCAAAUAAGAAGACGGAUUCUCAGACCAGGCUUGCUAAUGCCCCGCAGCCAUCAUUUAACUGAGCUCGCAGAGCAGUUACGAUUUGUCACCCGACCCUCCGGGAUCGCCUCAUUUGUCCCUAGUGAGACCCCGAGGCUCUGGUCGUGCCGGGCUUCUCAGUAGCUGGAUGUAUGUCGUGCACCGGGCAGCACGGGCGCAGGGCACGCGUUCCCGCACACCCGCGCACACCCGAAAACGCACAAGACUAAUUUUCUGGAGUUUCUGCCCCUGCUCUGCGUCAGCCCUCACGUCACUUCACCAGCAGUAGCAGAGGCGGCGGCGGCGGCUCCCGGAAUUGGGUUGGAGCAAGAGCCUCACUCGCUCCUUCGCUCGCGCUCUCCGCGCUCCGUGCCCAGCGGCAGGAGGAGCCUGGACCCAGGCGCCGCCGGCGGGCGGUAGGCGCCGGAGGCCCGCUCCGAGGUGCGUCCGGAAUCCCAGUGCACCCCCAGAGAGUCCCGGGAGCGCCCGCCUCGGCCGGUGCCCGGAACGCUGGGCCAUGCUGUGGCGCCCGCAGCGGAGCUGCGAGUGCUGGUAGCGCCCCCUGUAAAGCAGCCGGAGAUGCCCCAGGCACUGUGAACAGUGCUGCCCUUCAGGACAUACUCAGCUUUGGACACACUCGACUCUGCGACUCUGCGGCCGGUGACCAACAUCCAGUAGAGAGAGUGGCGAGCGCGGCAAAGACCACUCAGCACUGGCAGGGGAGGCUGACCGGUGCAGCACAGGGACACGUACUCAGUCUCACUCCAGCUGGCACUGGCGGCUAGGGAUGUCGACCUGGACAAGGUGGCAUGGACCUGCAAUGGCCCGACUCUGGGGCUUCUGCUGGCUGGUUGUGGGCUUCUGGAGGGCCGCUCUCGCCUGUCCUAUGUCCUGCAAAUGCAGCACCUCUCGGAUCUGGUGCAGCGACCCUACUCCUGGCAUCGUGGCAUUUCCAAGAUUGGAGCCUAGCAGUGCAGACCCUGAGAACAUCACCGAAAUUUACAUUGCAAAUCAAAAAAGGUUAGAAAUCAUCAACGAAGACGAUGUUGAAGCUUACGCGGCACUGAAAAAUCUGACAAUUGUGGAUUCUGGAUUAAAAUUUGUGGCUCAUAGAGCAUUUCUGAAAAACAGCAACUUGCAGCACAUCAAUUUUACCCGAAAUAAACUGACGAGUUUGUCUAGGAAACAUUUCCGUCACCUUGACUUGUCUGAGCUGAUCUUGGUGGGCAAUCCAUUUAUGUGCUCCUGUGAUAUUAUGUGGAUCAAGACUUUUCAGGAGACUAAAUCCAGUCCAGAAACUCAGGAUCUGUACUGCCUAAAUGAAAGCAGCAAGAAUAUCCCUCUGGCAAACCUGCAGAUACCCAAUUGUGGUUUGCCGUCAGCAAAUUUGGCUGCGCCGAACCUCACUGUGGAGGAAGGAAAGUCUAUCACAUUAUCUUGUAGUGUUGAGGGUGAUCCAGUUCCGAAUUUGUACUGGGAUGUCGGUAAUCUGGUUUCCAAACAUAUGAAUGAAACAAGCCACACACAGGGCUCCUUAAGGAUAACUAACAUUUCAUCCGAUGACAGUGGAAAGCAAAUCUCUUGUGUGGCAGAAAAUCUUGUAGGAGAAGAUCAAGAUUCUGUGAACCUCACUGUGCAUUUUGCGCCAACUAUCACAUUUCUCGAAUCUCCAACCUCAGACCACCACUGGUGCAUUCCAUUCACUGUGAAAGGGAACCCCAAACCGGCGCUUCAGUGGUUCUAUAAUGGGGCAAUACUGAAUGAGUCCAAAUACAUCUGUACUAAAAUCCAUGUUACCAAUCACACGGAGUACCACGGCUGCCUCCAGCUGGAUAAUCCCACCCACAUGAACAAUGGGGACUACAAGUUAGUAGCCAAGAACGAGUAUGGGAAGGAUGAGAAGCAGAUUUCUGCUCACUUCAUGGGCUGGCCUGGAAUUGAUGGUGGUGCAGACCCAAACUAUCCUGAUGCUAUAUAUGACGAUUAUGGGACUACAACAAAUAACAUCGAGGACACCACAAACAGAAGUGAUGAAAUUCUUUCCACAAAUUCUACUAACAAAACUCGUCGGGAGCAUCUCUCGGUCUAUGCUGUGGUGGUGAUUGCAUCCGUAGUGGGAUUUUGUUUGCUGGUAAUGCUGUUUCUGCUGAAGUUGGCAAGACACUCCAAGUUUGGCAUGAAAGGUCAGCCACUCUACUGUCACCUCAGCCACCACACCGGCUCCCAAGAGGCCCCCUGCCAAUCAGACACCCAAGUUGGCAGUUUUCUACUUGAACUCUCCAGAUAACAAAUGUGGUUUUGUUUUGUUUCAUAAGAUCCCCCUGGAUGGGUAGCUGAAAUAAAGGAAAAGACAGAGGAAGGGGCUGUGGUGCAUGUUGGCUGAUGCUGCCUUGUAAGCUGGACUCCUGGGACAGGCCUUGGCUUCUCCCGGAAGUCUGCUUACCUGGGGUUUCCUGGUGGAGGUGGGUGGUGUUCGCAGGACGUGCUGGGUGAAGCCUGCAGAUCGUGAGCUGUUAUCGGGGAACACCAGAGCUGAGGCCGCUCACGGGCAGCUACGCAGAGACACAAGAAAACAUCUUAAAUUAAUGCUUCUCUCUUGUUCUUACAAUCAUUCAAAUACAGAAUUGAAUUGAAAUUCCACUGGAUUGUGCUUCUCUUCUGAGAGAUGUGCUCUUUGACCAUACUGGAAAUAUAUUUGAUUUUUAUUGUUUCUGUUUAGUAAAGAUGAACUACAAAGUUAAAGAAUCUAAAUUUAGGGACAGGUAUACACGAGUGUACACUAAACUGUAAUCUCCAUGUAACCCGUAUUUUAGCAUCAUCUUCUAUUGUUUAAUCAGCACGGAAUGGAGAAAGUCUUAUUGUUUUCAUCUACAACACAGUGGCUAAAAGAGCAUAUAGGGCAUCACUGUGGUGAUGUCAUGAGAAGUUCUUUUCUUCACUGAUAAUAAAGAUCCAGAGCGAUGCAAUCAACGUUAGUGACUUCCUUAAAGUUUCCUUAAAGAUUUUCUUAAAGGCAAAAAAAUAAAAAAGCAGCAGCAGCAGCAGCUAUUUGGUUGGGGGCCAUAGAUUUAUGUUAGGCAUAGUCUGUUUCAGAAUAACUAGAGGAGUGAAAUAUAUGCAUAUGGUGCAUAUGUCCUUUCAUUUGCCCUCUGCAGUUCAUCUGCUUUUUAGAAGUUUGUCGAGUGAUAAGGCCACAGCAUCUCAUGCUGUUCCCAUAACAGAACUGCAGCUUUUCUACUCUGAAAAGGCCUGCACGCAGAAUGGCUGGCCUGCUGUGAGCAGGAGUUGAUAUUGUGAGUAGGGUAGUUUCCCGACCACAUACCACACUACCGCUGGGUUUUCACGGGCAGGACAGCUCUCCCUGACCCCAGCAGCACAGAGGUGUCAGGUCGCUAAUGAAUAUGUGCUUUCUAUUGUCCAGCUUCAUUGCUGAGAGGGCAGCCUUACAGACACAGAAUCCUGCAUCCCUGCCUUAGUCUUACCAUGGAUCCCUGUUUCACUCACUCGGCCAUGGCAGUGACCUUUGUACACUCUGCUCAGUCUGCACCGGGUAGGAUCCCUGUCAGGAGACAGGUUUGGCUGCCCUACCCCACCUCACCUCACACCCGUCUUGUUAGGGGGACUUCAGAGCCAGGCCUGGAACAUGUCCUUUGAAAACACAAUCAGCUCUGUAAGCAUAGGGAAUAUAAUUAAUAAUGCAAUAACUAUGUAUGGCAUCAGAUGGGUACUUGAAAUAUUGAGGGGAACACUUCGUAAAGUAUAUGACCAUCUAACCAUUAUGCUGUACACCUGAAACCAAUACAAAAUAAUAUUGCAAGUAAAAAGAAAAAAAAGACAUGUGCAAAGACUCCAUGGCUGAAUUGGAAAGUUACUGACUUAAAAAAAUUUUUUUUUUGAAAUAGUUACACAAGUUUUACAGUUCAGCUUUAAGGAUGCAUAGAUUUUUAACUGGUCUAUCAUGUUUGGAAGUGUUUUGAAUCCUUUGUAACCAAGGUAUUAAUCUUAAUAAACCAGGAUCCACUUAGGCACCACUUGAUAUAAAAAGAUGGUUCAUGAUGGAUAUUUUAUACUCUGUCUCUUACCUUAGCCACUAACUAUGGCAUUGCUCGAUGCCGACAUUGCACAGAGUCCUAUGGAUUACAGCAUUUCACCCAGCUAUUCCACACCCAGGCCUGAAAAGGGCAGUUUCUCCAAAGCAUGAACAGCUUCCUCAUUUUCAAAAGUUUUUCUUUUUUUUUUUUCACCAGAAGGACAUUUGAGUGUUAGGGCAGCUGGCCCUUAGUGUGGGGAGGUCUGAAUAUUAUCUGAAUUUCCAUUUUCUUGCUUGCUGCUAAAUGACAGUUCCUGUCACUACUUAGAUUCUAAUCUUUCCCGAAGGUGUUGAUUUACAAAGGAGCCAGCUAAUUGCAGAAAUCCUGAACCCUGGAAGAAACAUGAAAUUCAAACUGGAAGCCAAGUAGAAGCUGUUAGGACAGCUCAGGUUCUUAAAUAUCAGCCAUUUGGUAAUUUUUUAAAAGCUUUCGUGUUAUCCAUGGAGCCAUAAAAAGGUGAUGAAUUGUUUAAGGCCUAUUUUUAAAGUUUCCCAGACCCAAAAGGAAAAAAAAAAGGAUGUUUGUACUCAACAGCUGGAAGAAUGGCAGGGUAGAUAUUUGUUUUAAAAUGGAGAGAAGUGGACAGAUAAGGCAAUUUAAUAUAUCAAACCGCAGUUGACAUCUCCUAGGGAACAAGGAAAACAGCAGGCUAUUAGAGAAUUGUUUCAUAUGGUUCUUGACUUCCUUACUUUUUAUUUUUUUUAAAUCCCUGGACACCACAAUCAGUAUAGCUUCUCAAGUCCGUACUCUAGACCACCCCCUUUCCUCCUUUUGCUUUCUUUGUCCCUGUAAGAAAUCCUUUUCGAACUUCCUAGUGACGUGUAUCAUGUAUUUCUGCCACAUCGGUAAAGGACAGGCCCCGUUUUUGCUGAAAUCGCCUUUGUCGUCCUCCAGCAAGGAUCGGGCAUUUCCGUACCAGGCAGGUGCCCUAAAUGGGCAACGUGCCCUGGGUGGGUGUCCGUCCAGAGCGGCAGCUCUCACGCAGCCCCAGCCGGCUCCUGCCUCCUGGGAAUGUGGGCCCAGGUGUCCAAAUCUUCUGAUUCUUUAUGGGACACUUGAAACCUGGACUCUUAUGUGAAAUGUCCCUAUUUUUAAAAAGUUGACUCAGUUAUUUUUAAAACGUUAUGUAGGCCAACAAAACACUUCUGUGGGCUGCCAGUUUGUUACUUUUGUCUUAAAGCAAGAUCAUUGUUCUCUCAGUGUUUCCUUCUGUCUUUCCUUUGCAAACAUCUUCUCAGCAUUGCCAUGGAGAACUUUAUCUCCAUUGAAUCUAGCACCUCCGUGAUCUGCAGCAUGUCACGUACCUUUGGGGCUCUCCUGUGCCUUCCACCCAAUACUGAACUGGGCUCUCUCUCCCUGCCUGGGACUCUUGCAUCAGUGUGUGCCCUUUACCCCCUAAUUGGCCCCACUUCCAUGUGGCCAGAAGCAAUCCAAUGAGUCCUUCCUCCUGUUUUAUGUGAUGUGACUCCUUUCACCAGUGUCUGUGUUGCCUGGCCUGUGCAGGUGCAGCCAAGGUCAGGAGAAAGGAGCAGCCCUUUUUUACGGGUGUCCUUAAUGUACCAUUGUGGCCACUUAUAGAUGGAGAACAGCUGUGUCAUCUUCAAGAGUCUUGGUUCAGGCCCUUAUCUUUACUCUGGUCCCAGUGAGACCCUCCAAGGCAGCUGAGAGAGACUAAGAGACUCCCACUGUCGUCACAUGAGACACCAGUCUGAGGCCAAUGAAGCAAAAGAAGCAAAGAAGGUCCAAAUCUCAACAGGAAGAAUGAAUCCCCACAGACUUUAAAGACACUUCAGGGGUUUCACUCCUAAUCUCCACCAGAGACUAAUUUCAUUUUCGACCUAUUAAAUGCUGUUUCCAAAAGUGGAGAGCGAAGAUGAGAAUUAAAUAACCCCAGCCUUACAACACAGAGCACAGAGGGAGUGGGCUUUGGGCUCCACUCUUCAAGUAACCUUGAAUUACACCCAGAGCAUUAGGGCUGGAAGUGCCUCCUUAGACAGAGCAGAGACCCCCAUUACUCAACUGUUUAAGGAGCAAACAGCUCGAGGAGUUCAAGGUGCGAAUUCAGUUCAUGGCCAGGUGUGAGGGUGAGCAGGAUGGAGGUGCUCCUGCUUUCUCUCCUUCCUUUUCUCUUUAUUUUCUUAAAACCCCUGACUCCCUCCCCCCUGCCUCCUCGCCUCCCCUUCUCCACCACUCCCUCUAUCUAGCAUUCUAACUUGACUCCAUGACAAACUGAGAGUUUAUUUUUGUUUUAUUGGUUGCUUUCCACACACCUUUUUUCUCCCCAUUGUGAAAUGGAAUCAAAGCACCCAGGGGAAACUGAACUAACUCUUCUCGCACUCCAUUAGAGAAUGGGUGACUUAGACUUUCUCCUGCUCUAGGGCCUUCUCUCUAUAGCGCCUUCCUUGGCUUUCAUCUCAUUUUCUCACACAACAGUAGGAGCUCGUUUCAUCUUGUUUUCUAGACUCCAGAUACAGAGGGAGAGCAACUGAAGGGAAGCAGUUCCAUGUAAUCCGGGGUCUUCAUGAGUAGCUCCAUCCAGCCAUUGGGCUGUGCCAUUCCUGUCUAGAGGAACGCCCUGGGGUUGAGCCAGUCAGCAGAUUGGACCCCAAGAAAACUGGGACAGAAGUAGGCAUCCUGCGAUGUGUGCUCUGCUGUGUUGCAGGCACAGCACCUACAAUACCUGAGGACCAUGCCAGGCUUAUUCGAGGGGACCUGGGAAGGUUAAGGACUCUCCUGGAUAGGGCGGGAAUGUUAUUUUCUGUGGGGUGCUGCCACAUUGAAUUAACUGGGUUCCCAACCCAGAAAGUGACAUCAAAACAACUGUCACAGAAGUCAGCUUUUCAUUCAAGUCAGUCGAUUUCCUUGUUUUGCUCUUCGGGGCCAAAGGAGACCCCAGCCACCUGAUUUUGACAGUGAGAUCACUCUGAGUUUAAUUGCAACACUAACACUCUGAGUUUAGUGUUGCAAUGGAGCCUUGGGAUGGUCAUUUGUGGGCACCCACGGUAGGUUGUUAUUAGCUGUGUCUGGAGUCUUAGUUUUCAUGAAAAAAACUGCUUUAGAAGUAAAGAAAAGAACAGAGGGUCCUCACUUUUCUUUUAAGACAGUCCAUUUAAGAAGGGGGCCUAAACAAAUAUAAAAUAGCAAGUAACUCUAUUCACAAUGUACAUGUACAUCAAAUCAUUGUGUUGUACUCUUUAAAUGUCCUGCCAUUUUAUUUGUCAAUUAUGCCUCAGUAAAGCUGACAAGAAAAAAAGGAAAAGGAAAAAUACGAAGAGAUUCCAGAGAAAGACAAAUCCUUGAGUGUCCCCCAUUUCAUGUUGGAAUCCACUUGCUGUAAUCCAUAGGCAGCCUGUGAAUCACUCUCAUGGCCUGUUUUUUCUCCAUAAUGUUCUGGGUUAUAAAGUCAUUUUUUUUCACAUUUCCUGUAAAUAGUGGAUGAUCAUUUAUUUUAUUUUAUUUUUAAGCACUGUUUUAACAUGUGGAUAGAUUAUAAAUGUACUUGCUGCAUUCAUUUUUUUAACAAGCCAAUAAAGUUUUAUAAUU